This is a messenger RNA of Protopolystoma xenopodis, 585 nucleotides long. The record is from the annotation of a GenBank genome assembly. NCBI's taxonomy places the organism in Eukaryota, Metazoa, Platyhelminthes, Monogenea, Polystomatidea, Polystomatidae.
AUGAUGCCGACUACGAUGCCGUCGAAACGUCAAAGAAUGUACCACGUCCAUGGUCCGACUCUGGAAAUGAUCAUGCAUACAUUUGAUUCCGGACUAGGAAAAAACUGGCCUGAUUCUAUUGUGAUUUUGACUGUUGACGGGGCUUUGGCGAGCAUUAAAGGGGAAAUUCUCCUAGAAAUCAAGGUGCAGGUGAUGCAACAGACAGAAAAGGAGAUGGGCUCCACCUAUUUGGCUAAAUUUUAUCAGUUAACAUCAGGUUGGAUUGGCUUCAGUCUCCUACUCAGUGAUUGGCCGGCCGGGGCUUGUCAUGGCCAAGCAGCAACCUACCGGUCGAAUAAGAGGGUUUGGGUUAGACACCAUUGCAGGGGUCGUGAAGUUUUUGGAGUAAACAGAUUCGGUGCAACGUCACUGCCACAUAAGGAGACGUUGGAAGCAGAUUCACAGGUAUCAGGUCCAUUCGGUCAAUCCCCUAUAGGAGAGGCAGUCGCAGAACAAGUCCGGCCUACUGAACGAAACCAUAUAAAGACUGUAAUGAUCGUCACUACCGAGGACUCCAGCUGUGGUCUCUCAGUCAAUGCUGCUUAA